Molecule: messenger RNA, 390 nt
Organism: Impatiens glandulifera
Lineage: Eukaryota; Viridiplantae; Streptophyta; Magnoliopsida; Ericales; Balsaminaceae
Product: agamous-like MADS-box protein AGL62
Exons: 1
Coding region: 1-390 (129 amino acids)
Biological process (GO): regulation of transcription by RNA polymerase II
Molecular function (GO): protein dimerization activity; RNA polymerase II cis-regulatory region sequence-specific DNA binding; DNA-binding transcription factor activity, RNA polymerase II-specific
Source: RefSeq, a predicted model, not a curated record
AUGGCACCAAAAUGGAAUAAGGGUCGUCAAAUAAUUCUCAUUGAGAAGAUUGAAAAUAGUAGUAAGCGCUCAGUAACUUUCUCUAAGAGAAAGUUUGACGCUUUUAAGAAGGCAAAUGAGCUCUCAAAUCUAUGUGAAAGCGAUGUUGCAAUAAUCAUAUUCAGUGGAGGAGGAAAAGCUUUCUCUUAUGGCAACCCUAAUGUAUAUGCCAUAUUUGAUCAAUUCGUGCAUGCCAAUUCUCAGAGAGCACUUAACUCCGCAUCCCAUGAAUUUCUUGAGACACAAGAUUUCACGUGUGUUCGAGAGAUGGAUGCUCGAAUAAUAGAGGCGGGAGAUAAUUUCAAACUUGAGCAAGAAAGGCAAAAAAAUGUUGUCAUUGAAGAUGGCUAA